Molecule: messenger RNA, 1182 nt
Organism: Apaloderma vittatum (bar-tailed trogon)
Lineage: Eukaryota; Metazoa; Chordata; Aves; Trogoniformes; Trogonidae
Gene: ASB6
Product: ankyrin repeat and SOCS box containing 6
Exons: 6
Biological process (GO): intracellular signal transduction; protein ubiquitination
Cellular component (GO): BRCA1-BARD1 complex
Molecular function (GO): protein binding
Source: RefSeq, a predicted model, not a curated record
CAGCAGAGUGCCCUGGACAGCCCUGCCUGUCUGGGCAGUAACAGGAGCCAGCUCUCAGCUGUGAGACGAGUCUUGGAGAGGGAGACCCACUCCCCGUUUUAUCAGGAAGGUGUGAGCUAUGCCCUGUUGAAGGUCACUGAGCUGGGGCUCGUUCCUGCUGCAGAAAUCCUCCUGGAGUUCGGAGCUGACCUCAGCUUUGAAGAUCCAGUCACCUACUACACCCCUCUGCACAUCGCGGUGCUCCGCAACCAGCCGGAUAUGGUGGAGCUCCUGGUGCACCACGGGGCUGACAUCAACCGGAGAGACCGGAUCCACGAGAGCAGUCCCCUCGAUCUGGCGAGCGAGGAGCCCGAGCGGUUGCCGUGCCUCCAGCGCCUGCUUCAGCUGGGUGCUGAUGUCAACGCAGCUGACAAAAACGGAAAGACAGCGCUGCUGCACGCCCUGGCCAGCAGUGACGGAGUCCAGAUCCACAACACUGAGAGCAUCCGUCUCCUGUUGGAAGGAGGUGCAGAUGUCAGGGCCACCACCAAAGAUGGUGACACUGUCUUCACCUACAUCAUUUUCCUGCUGGGAGAAAUGGCGUGCAGCAGCACUGAGGAGGCACAGGUGAUCAAUCACUUCUGCUUUCGUGUCACACAGCUGCUGCUGGCCCACGGUGCUAACCCCAGUGAGUGCCCAGCCCCCGAGUCCCUCACUCAUCUCUGCUUCAAAAGCUUCAAACUCCACUUCCUACUGCUGCGUUUCUUGCUGGAGUCAGGUGCUGCCUACAACUGCUCCCUCCAUGGUCCCUCGUGCUGGUCAGGCUUCCACAUCGUCUUUGAGUGCCUCUGCUCGCACCUCAGUGUCUCUGAAGAUGAUAGCUUCUCUACAGACCUCAUCCAGAAGGGUCAGACUCUGCUGGAGCUCAUGAUGGCCAGUUCACAAGCCAUCCAGCUGCCCAGCAACUUUGAAGUCAACACCAGUAGUUGUAGGUACCACGGGGAAAAGAUCAGGACUCUCUUCUGCUCUCUGAAGCAGCUGGAGCGCUCCCCACAGGCCUUGAAACAUCUCUGCAGGGUGUUUAUCCGUCAGCGCCUUAAGCCGUGGCCAGUAGAUGUCAAAAUCAAGGCUCUACCUCUUCCAGACAGGCUGAAGUGGUACCUCCUCAUUGACCACGCUGCUGCCGGGCACGAGGACCUUUGA